This is a messenger RNA of Plodia interpunctella (Indianmeal moth), 851 nucleotides long. RefSeq lists its product as uncharacterized. The coding region runs from base 42 to 764 and encodes 240 amino acids. The record is from RefSeq and is a predicted model, not a curated record. The transcript is spliced from 4 exons. NCBI's taxonomy places the organism in Eukaryota, Metazoa, Arthropoda, Insecta, Lepidoptera, Pyralidae.
UGUAACUUCAUGGCUUAGACUGUGUAGUGAAAUAAAAAAAAAUGGAGAAGUUAUAUAAAGAUACGAAGGAAGUCCUUAUUGGUUUCCGAUUGGACUAUUGCUGUUGGUUCGCGCCGAUCGGGGUUGGAAUAUACAUAAUAGGGUGGUUGAAUAUCAUUGCCGACGUAAGUUUUAUAUACAUAGUGUCCAUGUUAGGAACAAUGAAUGACUCAGUCGCACCAAUAAUCCUGAAGGUUCAGGAGACUAUGUUGGAAGACCUGGAAUCGAAGCUGAUGCCUCUGAUAGCGUACUCAACAGAGAUGUGCUUCACUGUGGUACUGCUGUGUGGCAUGUAUCGGAAAGACACAGUCCUGCUAACUAUGCACAUAUAUUACACUAUCGCGACCAUGAUAACUGAAUUCUUAUUAUAUUCAAUAGUGUUUGUGAAACUGGACGUGCUGAUUAUAAUAGGAAUUAUAUUUAGCUUCGUACUCCAAUUGUACACUAUAUUACUUGUGAGAAGUUACAUAGUAAAAAUUAAAGCAAGAACUGAGACCAACGGACGAGUCCAUUACAGCGCCGCUGACCAGUCAAUAAGGGAGAUUAUAACAAAAGUAGAUGUCGAAACUCCUCCCCCCACCCCCCUGCCGAGCCCUGAGAAGUCCGGAGACCAGGGAGAGUUCACUCCCCAGAAGGACAACCACGAAAGAUUGGAAACUGUGAAAGAGGACCCGAAAGAAUCUACUUCGGAAAAGGAAGAUGCGAAAGAAUUUACUAAUGUUUAAAUUUUGCAAGAGUUGGGUUAUAUGUUAGUAUCAAUAUGUUUUAUAUUUAUGUGCGAGUUAUAAUAAGAAAUAUAUUUAUUAAAACAG